Meriones unguiculatus (Mongolian gerbil) is the source of this 2939-nucleotide messenger RNA. It is a transcript of the gene Anp32a, whose product is annotated as acidic nuclear phosphoprotein 32 family member A. Gene Ontology annotation, biological process: nucleocytoplasmic transport; regulation of apoptotic process. The transcript has 7 exons. Lineage: Eukaryota; Metazoa; Chordata; Mammalia; Rodentia; Muridae. The coding region runs from base 519 to 1787 and encodes 422 amino acids. Gene Ontology annotation, molecular function: histone binding. Gene Ontology annotation, cellular component: perinuclear region of cytoplasm; nucleus. The record is from RefSeq and is a predicted model, not a curated record.
GAUUAAUCUAAAAGAAUUUACUGAAUAAAAUGCUCAGUUCCAAUGUAUCCAAAAGAUAAAACUACACUGGGCUGUUUGCGAAAGAGUGUAGACAAGAGGAAAGACACUACGAUCCAGUUGUGUGGCUGAAGUUAAACACGUGUCCCUAUUCACAGUCAGCCCCGUGAUUUGUCCACCGCCACAGACACCCUCGCAGUACAUGACGUCCUAGGAUUGCCCAGAAAAAGCUGGUAGCCCAGUGUGACCAUGGUUUUUAAGGUUUCUUAAAAACAACGUGGUCGAACAAAAAACCCCAAAGCAACUGAAAGACCUGGAAUAAAUGCCCCAGUUAGCGACUCCUUGGCAACUCAGAUGCAACCAAAGACUUUGGUAGACGAUCAGAAAGAAACGUGAAUCUCUCUCCGUCUCUCUCAAAACAAAACAAAACUAUAAAGCUCUUUUUUACUAUUCUCUACAGUUCUGCAUCAUUAUCCCCGGUGGCUCUCGGGGAAUCGCUUCUUUUAAGGCAGGAUAUCAGAAUGCCAAACCUCUUGGUCCAGAUCGCUCCCUCCCUCCUUGGAAGGUGGGAGCAUCAUGCACUUAGAUUAUUGAAUUGCGAGGAUGGGAGUAGACCUGGUCUAAAGGGAUGUGCCAGGUGGGCACCCCGGGGUGUGUGGUGUGAUAUCUGUCCUUCGUGCACCCCCAGAAUGCGCCCCCUCCCUGGGCCUGCCCUGCGCCCGCGCGCCCCAGGCCUUGUCCGACAGCCAAGCAGCCAGAGGAUGCCCCCGCCCCUCCCGUGUCCACGCAGCUGCGGCCCCGCCCCCAGCCACAAACCUUCAGGUCCACGCACCUGCCCUGCCUUCCCUCCCGCCCCCCGCGCGCAACCACCAAGCUGCAGCCGCUCUUCUCCUCGGCCGCCCGGGUAUCUAAAUGGGUCCGUCUCCGGCACCACAGCCAAAUGGCUGAGCCUCCCUGGCCCGCUGCGCAGGACGCCCAUUGGACCCUGCCCCCCGCCGCCGCCACCACCAUUGGCUGGCUUCCGGAGUCUCGUCACUCGAUUGGCUCGUGCUGCCGCCGCUCCACGCAGGAGCUGCAGGUCCCGCCUCCACGGCGAUCAGGUGAAAGAACUCGUCCUGGACAACUGUCGGUCAAUUGAAGGCAAAAUCAAAGGCCUCACAGAUGAAUUUGAAGAACUGGAAUUCUUAAGUACAAUCAACGUAGGCCUCACCUCCAUUUCGAACUUACCAAAGUUAAACAAACUCAAGAAGCUUGAAUUAAGCGAUAACAGAAUCUCAGGGGACCUGGAAGUAUUGGCAGAAAAAUGUCCGAACCUUAAGCAUCUAAAUUUAAGUGGCAACAAAAUAAAAGACCUCAGCACAAUAGAGCCACUGAAGAAGUUAGAGAAUCUCAAGAGCCUAGACCUGUUUAACUGUGAGGUGACCAACCUGAAUGACUACCGAGAAAACGUGUUCAAGCUCCUGCCCCAGGUCAUGUACCUCGAUGGCUAUGACAGGGACAACAAGGAGGCCCCUGACUCUGAUGUUGAGGGCUACGUGGAGGAUGACGACGAGGAAGAUGAAGAUGAGGAGGAGUAUGAUGAAUAUGCCCAGCUAGUUGAAGACGAGGAGGAAGAGGAUGAGGAAGAAGAAGGGGAGGAAGAAGAUGUGAGUGGAGAGGAGGAGGAGGAUGAAGAAGGUUACAACGAUGGAGAAGUGGAAGAUGAGGAAGACGAAGAGGAGGCUGGUGAAGAAGAAAGGAGUCAGAAGCGAAAACGAGAACCCGAAGAUGAGGGUGAAGAGGAUGACUAAGGGGAAUUAACCUGUUUGGGAAAAUUCCUAUCGUGAUUUGACUGUUUUUACCCAUAUCCCCUCCCCCCUCCUAUUCCUGCCCCCAAAACUUAUUUUUUUCUGAUUGUAGCGUUGCUGUGGGAAUGAGAGGGGAAAAGUGUACUGGGGGUUGCCGGGGGGUGGGCGGGAGGGGGAGGAAUAAAAUACUAUUUUUACUGCCACUCUUUUUAUUUUCCCCCCUCCUUUUUCCUCGUGUCUGGUUUUGCCCCCGUAAAUGCAAUAGCUUAGCGCACACCCAGCAAGUAUUUGUUCCUACUCUCAGAGAGGAUGGCUUGGCGGCCGGCCUCUCCAUUUUCUGGUAUAUCUCACAUCCCCAGAGUUGGUCAGGAGGCUGUGGCUGGCCUCCCAGAUAACUCACAGCUGAAGAGGCACAGAAUCCCAGCCUCUGUGUUCAAUCACUCUUGUUCUGGUUCAUGUGGUCUCUGCCAGAGGUACCCAGCACCCUGGUUUGUAAAUAGCAUCCUAAAGGCGUAUUUUGGCACUGGUUUGGGGACAUUCCCCAUCUCUCAUCCCUUCUCCCCCUUCACAGAUGGCAGUGGGCUUUGCUUUUGCAAAGAGAACUUUUGUUACUCCCGGCGCUGUGAUCCUGAGAGCCAAAAACCGGCAGGCUUAGGAAUGGGUUGGUAAUCGUAAUGAAAAGAAGCAAACCUUCAUAUUUUAACUUCUUUAAAAAAAAAUAUCAUGUUCUAUCUUGUUCUGUAAAAUAUUAGAGCAGUUUGUUUUGCAGAAAUGACAGGAGGACUCAUCUCGGGUACUCCAGCUUAGACUCUUUUUACAAAUCUAAGCUCUGGAGGCACGCUGCAUGUCCACUGGGUUUUUGUUCUGUUUUGUUUUCCUUCUCACAUACAUCAGGAGCACGGAAAAGGAAUGCAAAAUUGUAUUUUCUUACCUAGUGGGACUCUGAAGUGACCGCAGAUUCCUCCUAGUGAAUGCUGUUUGCUUUCAGCACCCCCCUUCCGGAUCGCUUUAGAAGUGACGUGCUGUUUCCUACACUGUUUCAUUUGUACAGAAGAACAUCUGCAACUCAUUUUUCUCCCACCCUUGAGAAGAGCCAAACUUUGAGUUUUAUGUCUGUUUGUCAUUGAUAAAUUUCAAUAAAUCUUUUUUAUACAA